GGUUGGGCCGCGGCGGCGGGGCCGUCUCAGGCCGCCGUCCCGCCCCUCCCGUCCGGCCGCCGCCGCCGCCGCCUGGGGCUUGGUUGAGGCGGACGGUGGGUCCGGGCCCGAGUGUGGCGCCGCCGCCGCUGCGCGAAGGGGGCAACCGGGCAGGUAUCUACGUGCUGGGAGUGACGGCAGCCCCGAAAACCCUGCACGAAGACCGGGGGAAGUCAGAAAAUGGGUAAGAAGAGUCGAGUGAAGACGCAGAAAUCAGGCACUGGCGCUACAGCAAGUGUGUCGCCGAAGGAAACCUUGAACCUGACUAGUGAGCUCUUGCAGAAAUGCAGUAGUCCCGCACCUGGCCCAGGAAAGGAAUGGGAAGAGUAUGUGCAGAUCCGGUCUCUAGUCGAGAAAAUACGAAAAAAACAAAAAGGUCUGUCUGUUACUUUUGAUGGAAAAAGAGAAGAUUACUUUCCUGACCUAAUGAAGUGGGCCUCUGAAAAUGGAGCCUCCGUUGAGGGUUUUGAAAUGGUCAACUUCAAAGAAGAGGGCUUUGGUUUGAGAGCGACGAGAGAUAUCAAGGCAGAAGAAUUAUUUUUAUGGGUUCCACGAAAAUUACUAAUGACUGUUGAAUCUGCUAAAAAUUCAGUGUUGGGGCCCUUAUAUUCUCAAGACCGGAUUCUUCAAGCUAUGGGAAAUAUCACACUGGCCUUUCACCUGCUGUGUGAGCGAGCCGAUCCUAACUCUUUCUGGCAGCCCUACAUUCAGACCCUCCCCAGCGAGUAUGACACUCCUCUCUACUUUGAGGAAGAUGAAGUCCGAGACCUCCAGUCCACACAAGCUAUCCAUGACGUCUUCAGCCAAUUUAAGAACACGGCUCGGCAGUACGCCUACUUCUAUAAGGUCAUUCAGACCCAUCCUCAUGCCAACAAACUGCCCUUGAAAGAUGCUUUCACUUAUGAGGACUACAGGUGGGCGGUCUCUUCUGUUAUGACUCGACAAAACCAAAUUCCCACGGAGGACGGUUCCCGGGUGACCCUGGCGCUGAUUCCGUUAUGGGACAUGUGCAAUCACACCAACGGCCUGAUCACCACCGGCUACAACCUGGAAGAUGACCGCUGUGAGUGUGUCGCCCUGCGGGACUUCCGGGCGGGAGAGCAGAUUUACAUUUUUUAUGGCACUCGGUCAAAUGCAGAGUUUGUGAUCCACAGUGGUUUUUUCUUUGACAAUAAUUCACACGACAGAGUGAAAAUAAAGCUGGGAGUGAGUAAGAGUGACCGGCUGUAUGCCAUGAAGGCCGAGGUCCUGGCCCGCGCCGGCAUCCCCACGUCCAGUGUGUUUGCGCUGCACCGCACCGAGCCGCCGGUCUCCGCCCAGCUGCUGGCUUUUCUCCGCGUAUUCUGCAUGACCGAAGAAGAAUUGAAGGAACAUUUGCUGGGAGAUAAUGCUCUUGACAGAAUCUUCACUUUGGGUAAUUCUGAAUAUCCUGUUAGCUGGGACAAUGAGGUCAGACUUUGGACAUUUCUUGAAGAUCGAGCCUCGCUUCUUUUAAAAACAUACAAAACAACUAUUGAGGAAGACAAAUCCUUCCUGAAAGACCACGACCUUUCUGUUCGUGCAACAAUGGCCAUCAAGCUGCGCUUAGGAGAAAAGGAGAUUUUGGAAAAAGCGGUGAAGAGCGCAGCUGCAAACCGGGAGCACUACCGCAAGCAGAUGCAGGCGGGGGCCGCACUGCCCCGGUGUGAGGAGAGCGGCGCGGCGGGCGCCAGGCUGCCCCUGGCCUUGCGGAACCUGGAGGAGGAGGCCGGCGUGCAGGAGGCCCUCACCCUCACGGAGGCCGUCAGCAGGGCGAAGGCCGUGGAGAACGGGCUCGUGAAUGGCGAAAACUCUAUCCCCAACGGGACCAGGUCAGAAAAGGAAAGUUUAAGUCAGGAGGAAAGUAAAAGAGCGACGGAAGGCACCAAAGAAUGUUCUUCGGACAGCAUGGCGGGCGGGAGCGCGCUGUAGCCCGGAGGGCGCGCCAUCGGCGGGGAGUGCGGUUGAGCAGAAGUUCACGAACCGUCCUUAUACUUGCUGUGUUUUCUUGUUCACUUUCUUCUUUCUGCAGAGAGGAAAAGAGGUUUUUGCUGCUUUAUAUAAAAAUGAUUUUUUUUUUAAGUUAUUUAAAAGAAAUCUAGCUUCCCUCUUUAAGAUUGCCAUCUUGCUUCUGGGCAAAACAGGUUAUCAAGCCACCACAGGUGCUUUGGAAGAUUCUGUAGACCCAUUGUGGGCAAAUGUGUUUUCUUCCUGGGGAAGAAUGUUCUGCUGUCAGCUGUGCUUUUGUGGGCCUGUCAUCCUGACAACCGAGAGAGCCGCUCUGCCUCCUGCCGGCAGGACUGGGUGGCCGCGCUCCGGGGGCUCGGCGGGGGCGGGGCGGCGGGGUGGUUGCACAGCACAGAACGGCCUUGGGGUUUGGCAACUUGAGGGUUGGGGCAAAACCUUCCCCCCCCCUAAAAAAAUAACACCCUGGUACUGAAAGAAAAGUGAAGGUGGCAACCUUAUUUUUAAUAGUUUUAAAUGUUGAUGAUAAUCCUAAUUAUAUAAAGACACACACACACACACACACACAUCUAGUGAUUUCUAAAGAUUCAUCUACCUUUUGUGUUUUGUUUUACUGUGUUAAGAACUCGUCCUUCCUCCUUGAAUCACAGUAGGACAUGCAUCAUUCUAAUUUUCAGUGUUGACUCUGAUUUUAAGGUGUUGUGUUUGAUUUCCCACGUCGUCCUGGAGCGGCUGCGGACGGCGGCCGCCCCCAGCUCGCCGUGGCGGUGUUCGAAGUGAGGCGGCUCCCUGGCUUUUCUGGUUUUCACAACAAGCUAGAGAUUUUCAAAGCUACACUUUUGAGUAAAAAGCCUUAUUAAAAGGAAAACAUGAUUAAUA
Lutra lutra (Eurasian river otter) is the source of this 2901-nucleotide messenger RNA. RefSeq names its product SET domain containing 3, actin histidine methyltransferase (gene SETD3). Gene Ontology annotation, biological process: actin modification; positive regulation of transcription by RNA polymerase II; peptidyl-lysine monomethylation. Bases 220 to 1989 code for a protein of 589 amino acids. The transcript has 14 exons. Gene Ontology annotation, molecular function: protein-L-histidine N-tele-methyltransferase activity; transcription coactivator activity; histone H3K4 methyltransferase activity. The record is from RefSeq and is a predicted model, not a curated record. NCBI's taxonomy places the organism in Eukaryota, Metazoa, Chordata, Mammalia, Carnivora, Mustelidae.